GCUCUAGUCUACUAAGUGUUUAAACUCCACAGGUAACUAAAAAGACCUCUAAAGUUUUGUCUUCCUUAUGUUGCUGUUGGAAUUAAUAAUGGGACUUAUAGCAUAACAAAUUAAAGGUGGAAUUAUUAAAAACUAGGAAAGGGGUCUCGGCAUAGCAUGCAGGGAUGUAUAGAGCAGCCCUCCACAUAGGGCAAGGUGGAGAUGCAGACUGGAAUGCCACGCCUGUCCCUGGAACAGCACCGGUACUUGUGCUUGCAGGUGGCAGUACCUGCAUGGCACCUUUCAAAACUUUUGUGGUGAUGGCAUUUCCCUGGAGACUGUUGUUGAGUUCCACUACCCCUCAGGCCACCAAAUGGUGGAGCUCGGUGCCCAGUGAUCUCACGUGCAAGCCUGAGACAUGCUUCAAGGCUACGGUGAUUGCCUCCAAUGUCAGCUGCACCAGCGCCUACUUGCCAGGGCCUUCCUCACCUGCUGCCUCAUGAAGUGCAUGGAGAGGAGCGAACCUGGAGCCUCAGUGCUCAGACAGGGCUGCGCAGCUUGGCCUCAAAGGCCUGACUAAUGACAGCAGUGCCACUGCUAUAAGAGAGCUCUGCUGGAGAAGAAGCAGAGGAAAAAGCGCCUGGAGCCACUCAUGGUGCAGCCAAACCCAGAAGCCAAGCUACGUCGGUCAAAGCCAAGAGGUAGUGAGGAGCAUACUCCUUUGGUGGAACCUCAUACCCCUCACAACAGUGUCAUCCUACAUGGCAUUGAUGGUCCAGCUGCUUUCCUGAAGCCAGAUGCUCAAGAUUCAGAAACCAAACUUCAUGUUCUCUCAGUUGGCUCUUCUGCCACAGAAGAGGAUACUGAAGGAAGUGUUGAUGGGGAAAGCACUUUGGAUACUGCUUCUAAGCCAGAUCUUCAGGAGAUUCUCCAAAAACACGGUAUCUCAGGUAGUUUGAACUUUGAUGAGGAGACUGAUGGGGAGGAAGAAGAGGGGAAAAAAUUAUCUCAUUCACCACGUUCAGAGGCAGAGAGACCCAGUUCUGCAUCCAGCCAGAAAUCAACCACAGAUACAGGAGCUUCUGGUACUUCAGCCCAACAAACUGAUAACCAGCUGGGAGAAGUAAAAGAUUUAGAGGACUUUGCUUAUAGUUCUGCUCCUCGAGGUGUCACAGUAAAGUGUCGGAUAACCAGGGAUAAAAAAGGAAUGGAUCGGGGUCUCUUCCCCACUUACUAUAUGCACUUGGAAAAGGAUGAAAAUCGGAAGAUAUUUCUUCUUGCUGGUAGAAAACGGAAAAAGAGCAAAACAUCCAACUACCUUAUCUCCACUGAUCCAACAGAUUUAUCUCGAGAAGGGGAAAGUUAUAUUGGCAAACUCAGAUCCAACCUCAUGGGGACCAAGUUUACAGUUUAUGACCAUGGUGUCAGCCCAGCCAAGGCCCACGAAAAGGCCCAUGCGCGGCAGGAGCUGGCAGCCAUCUGUUAUGAAACAAAUGUGUUUGGAUUUAAAGGUCCUAGGAAGAUGUCUGUGAUCAUUCCAGGGAUGAAUAUGAACCAUGAACGGAUCCCAUUUCGGCCACGAAGUGACCAUGAGAGCUUGCUUUCAAAAUGGCAAAACAAAACCAUGGAGAACUUGAUUGAGCUGCACAACAAGGCCCCAGUGUGGAAUGAUGACACACAGUCCUAUGUCCUGAACUUCCAUGGCCGGGUUACUCAGGCAUCUGUGAAGAACUUUCAGAUAGUCCAUGAAAAUGACCCUGACUAUAUUGUCAUGCAGUUUGGACGUGUGGCAGAUGAUGUUUUCACUCUGGACUACAACUACCCGCUGUGUGCACUCCAGGCCUUUGCCAUUGGGCUUUCUAGCUUUGACAGCAUGCCUGCUUCCCAUCAAGUGCCUCCUUCAUAGAAGUGCCCAAAGCCCUUCAGACCUCUGGCACCACCUUCCUCAUGUACUGUCAAAUGAGCUGCCCUCCUUGAAAACAAAGCUGUUCAGUUAUCCCUGGAUGCAGUAAUUGACAACAUCUGGAGAAGGGAGUCUCAUGGCCUGACCAGAUCUAACCCUGCUUCUUCCUGCUCACUCUGGCUAAGAGAUUUACACCCCAGCUUCAUGUACUUGCUGCUUGAAUGUGUAGGUGAUUGGUUUUACAUAAGUCAUAUUUAUACCUUUUGUAUGCUAUAGAAAUAAAAAAUAAUUUAUAUAAAAA
Myotis davidii is the source of this 2183-nucleotide messenger RNA. RefSeq names its product tubby like protein 3 (gene TULP3). NCBI's taxonomy places the organism in Eukaryota, Metazoa, Chordata, Mammalia, Chiroptera, Vespertilionidae. The record is from RefSeq and is a predicted model, not a curated record. Gene Ontology annotation, biological process: protein localization to cilium. Gene Ontology annotation, cellular component: cilium. The transcript is spliced from 11 exons. The coding region runs from base 632 to 1885 and encodes 417 amino acids.